Messenger RNA from Vombatus ursinus (common wombat), 4053 nucleotides. RefSeq names its product transmembrane protein 248 (gene TMEM248). NCBI's taxonomy places the organism in Eukaryota, Metazoa, Chordata, Mammalia, Diprotodontia, Vombatidae. Bases 428 to 1399 code for a protein of 323 amino acids. The record is from RefSeq and is a predicted model, not a curated record. The transcript has 10 exons.
CCGCCGCUGCUGCUGCGUGUGAGCGCGGCCCGUUAGCGGAGCCUCCCGCCCGGCCCGGCCCGGCGGCGUAGGACACCUUCGGCAGGGAAGAUCACACAUUCCUCUUGAGAGACGUAACCCUCUGGAUCUGGUCACCACUUGCAUUUCAGAGUCAGAAGAGACUGAAGAAAAACCGGAGCCAAACCUGGCAUCGAGCCUCGUAACAGAGAUUAAGAAAGAAAGAAAACAGUUCAGAAAACCCAGCAUCUAACAGCCUGUGAUUGCGAUAUUGCACAUACAUAGUCUCUGUCAGCGAAAGGGAGGAGGGGCAUUUUGUCACCUCUUCUCACAGAGUUAAAAGGACCUUAGAGGCCACCUGGCCCAAUUCCCUCAUUUUACAGAUGAGGGGUCAAGAGACUUGCCCAGGGUCACACAGCUGGUGGAACUGAUGAGAAUAAUGUUUAACAUCAACCCCUUGGAGAACCUGAAGGCUCAUAUCAGCAGCCGCCCUCCACUUGUCGUCUUUAUGGUCAGCGUGAGUGCCAUGGCCAUCGCUUUCUUGACCCUCGGCUAUUUCUUUAAAAUAAAGGAGAUCAAGUCACCAGAAAUGGCAGAGGACUGGAACACUUUCCUCCUGAGGUUUAAUGACUUGGACUUGUGCGUUUCGGAGAAUGAAACCUUAAAGCAUCUUCUGAACGACACCGCCACCUCAGAGACUGCAGUGACCAGUGGCCAGGCCCGGUCAGCCACCCAGGCACCACAGGCCCUCGAGGACUCUGGCCCCACGAACGUUUCUGUCGCCAUCACUCUGACCUUGGACCCACUGAAGCCUUUUGGAGGAUAUUCCCGCAACGUCACACACCUGUAUUCCACCAUUUUGGGCCACCAGAUUGGGCUUUCAGACUCUUUCCUUUUCCCAGGUAGAGAAGCCCACGAGGAGAUCAAUAUUACUUUUACCCUGCCUGCGGCCUGGAACUCCGACGACUGCGUUCUCCAUGGUCACUGUGAGCAGGUGGUCUUCACCGCCUGUAUGACCGUCACGGCCGCCACCAACGUGUUUCCUGUUACUGUACAACCGCCACAUUGCAUUCCCGAGACCUACAGCAAUGCCACCCUUUGGUACAAAGUCUUCACCACCGCCAGGGACGCAAAUACGAAAUACGCACAAGAUUAUAAUCCUUUCUGGUGUUACAAAGGCGCCAUCGGGAAGGUCUACCACACUUUAAAUCCUAAGCUCACCGUCAUCGUGCCAGACGAUGAUCGGUCCUUGAUAAACCUGCAUCUCAUGCAUACCAGCUACUUCCUCUUUGUGAUGGUGAUUACGAUGUUCUGCUAUGCCGUCAUCAAGGGCAGACCUAGCAAACUUCGACAGAGCAAUUCAGAAUUCUGCCCAGAAAAGGUGGCUUUGGCUGAAGCCUAGUCCUGUGACUUCCCUUUUCUGUGAGUGACCGAAAGAACCACAGUCGUUGCCUGCUGAGCCCGGCCUGUAUGUGGACACUCCGUUGAAUAUAUUAUCUGGCGAUGUUGGGUUAGUCCAACCAAAGACGUUUCAAGUGCCUGUUCAUUGAUUUGUACAUAUUUAUAAAAGAAAAAAUAUAUUCAGAAACUGGUCAGAUGAUGCACUCGCUGCGCACCAGGGUGUAACCAGAACCUUUCAACCUCUUACAUGUGGACUCAGCCGUGUUUGUGUAAAUAUGUUAACAGUGUGGACUCCAUCAGUCAGAGUGGAAUGCCUGGCCUGGAGGCAGCAGAGCCUCUGUGAAUGUUCCAGAGGAAACACAUUUUCCGUCGGGGUUGUCUGCGUCUGGGUUUUGUGUUAGCCCAGCAGUGGUAUGUGUACGGUGGUGUUUGAACCUGUGUGCACCUUCCAUAGGCUGUCACAUUCCCCAAGCCGCUGCUCCAGGGCCUGGGGGCAGCGUGUUCUUUGUGGUUCAAUAAGGAUGGUAACAACAAUAAUAAUACCUGUUCUCCACUUUGCUCUUUGCUUGCAAGAAAAGAUAUCCAUCUUUCUAGAGUUCUUUCUUUUUUUUGGAAGAAGAAAAAUUAAAAUACAUAUUCACAUUUUAAUACUGCUGUAGGUAGGACAGACUUUGCUUUUCUCCUGAGUAAAACAAAUAUUUAAAAGAUGAAUCCCUUUUUGAAGUCAUCCCCGUGCUAAGUUUCGUUUUUUGUGUGGACUGUGGAAAGACACGACCUUGCUGGGCUCUGUGGCAGGAUGCUUCCCGGUCGUGUUUUUCCUUCCUGUCUUGGCUUUUUUCUUCUUUAAAAUGAAAAAGCAGCUUCCUUGUGCCAAGCUGCUGAGCCAUGUCCCUCGGUGGGCUGCAGGGCAGAGGGGACAUCUGGGGGACCGAGCUGAGCUUGGGCCUCCUCGUUUUCACCCAGGGCGUCGUCGGGAGCGCAGACAGCUGAGUUUGGAAGUUGGCGGCCGUCGAUCAUCUUCCUGGUUCUCCUGUCAGCCUUUGGUCGGGUCACUUCGUCCCUUGAUUUUCCUUCUCUCUUGGUGGUUUCGUUUCCCCCUCUUUUUUUUUAAGAAUUUGUAUUACCUUUUCUAAUUAACUUGUCUUGUGUUAUGUUCCUCCUCAGUCUACAAGAAGGGAAAGCCUUUUGUAAACUUCCCCACACAUUCGAAACGGGGAUGCCUUGGUGACCUUCCACCAUUAAGGACCUUUUAGCUUAUGUCACGAGGCCAUCGAAUUAGGGCCUUGGAAAUAGCAGCCCACCUUCUUCCCUUUCACGGGGGUCCUUGGGUGUUGCUCCUUCGGCCCGGGUCCCAGAUUCCCCUAGAUGGAAAGCUGCGGUGGGCCUUUUCCCAGAAGACUGUGAGACAGGGCACUGCAGGAACCUGGCUGGUGUUGCGGUGUUUCUCUCGAGUAUAUUUCAAGCACAAAAAUCAUAUUUUUCUGAUAGAAAUGUUUUUUCUGUAUGGUCUUUGUGGCUGACUGUGGGCAAAUUGUUGAAUGUAGUUUUCUUUCUGGAGUCCUUGUGCUCCAGACUGGAGCAGAUUUGGAAAUCACUCGGGCCUGGUUUCCAGAAAUGUCUUACAUUAAAAGGCUUCCAGAAUUUAGCUGAAGCUGCUACUGACUUAGAAUCCUGAUGAAGUGAAGCGAUAUGACUAGAUUUAUAGCUGGUGUGUGUGUGUGUGUGUGUGUGUGUGUGUGUGUGUGUCUGUGUGUGUGUGUGUGUGUGUGUCUGUAUAUGUGUGUUUGGGGGUGGGGGAUGCAACUAAGAAAAGCAUUUUUCCUGAUUUGUCCUGCUCUCAGCUCAUCAUAUAUACAUAUAUACGCGUGUAUAUAUGUAUAUAUAUAUAUGUAUGUAUGUAUAUGUUGCUGAUUCUUGAUGUUCUAAUGGAAGGGACUGGAGUGGGGUGGGGAACGGAGCCCACAAAAGAAAUGAAGUCAAGAAUGGUGCUAGGAAGUGCCAAAAAAUGCCCCAGGAAGAUAACUUAGCUUAAGGUAAGAUUGGAAAAUAACAAAUGUUCAUCAUUCAGUCAAGCAAGCAACUGUCAGAGGGCAGAAGCCCAAAGUGCAGCCGGUUGGAGAAGAUAUGCCACUGAUGUAUGUGAAGGGCAGGAAAUGGGGACAGCUCCUGGGCUGGGGUUGAGGUCUCGAGUGAGUAGAGAGGCUUCCUGGGCAUCCCACAUUCCUGCCAGGAGCCGGCCUCUUCUCCCUGUGACUCGCUCCUGGGUCUGUUGUGGGUGUCGGGGGAGGGGGGGCGGGGGCUGCAGCCCCCUCGGGUCCCUCGGCCUGGCUCUGACGCAGCCGGAGGAAGGUCGGUGACUUUAACAGUAGAGUGUUGUUCCGGAUCAUAUUGAUCUCUCCUUUUUGUUCCCUUUCACCGUAUGACUUGAAUCCGUCUCGAUUCUCUUGGUAAGUGUUUUUUCCCCGUAGUUAGUGCGUCCCAUAGAGAGUCAGAGCCUUGGCUGCUGGCCCUCCUUCAGGUCACAGCUGAGAUGGCCUGGUGAUCCUGUUCACUUCUCUUGUUGCAUGAUCCGGUAAUGGCAUUCUCUGCUAGGUUAAUUUUCUGUGUUUGUAAGGUGUGCGUAUAUGCUUUACAGAAUAAAAACAACUGAGUUUA